This is a messenger RNA of Vitis vinifera (wine grape), 1935 nucleotides long. RefSeq names its product probable leucine-rich repeat receptor-like protein kinase At1g35710. Gene Ontology annotation, molecular function: protein binding. Lineage: Eukaryota; Viridiplantae; Streptophyta; Magnoliopsida; Vitales; Vitaceae. The coding region runs from base 1 to 1869 and encodes 622 amino acids. The record is from RefSeq and is a predicted model, not a curated record. The transcript has a single exon.
AUGGCCCUUCAAUAUCUUUCAUCCUAUUCCUCACUCUCCCAACUCAUCACCAUUCUUUGCUUCUAUAUAAUUCUUCAUUUCCCUUUUUAUUCAUCGUCGUCAUCAUUUCAUGUCUCUUCUACGUUUACUUUUACUCCUACCACUUCUUCUUUGAUUAUCGAGCAAGGAAAAGAAGCACUCACUCUUAUAACAUGGAAAUCUAGCCUUCAUACUCAAUCACAAUCUUUCCUUUCUUCUUGGUCUGGAGUUUCCCCAUGCAAUCAUUGGUUUGGAGUUACUUGCCACAAGUCAGGAAGUGUCUCCAGUUUAAACCUUGAGAAUUGUGGUCUAAGAGGUACGCUCCACAAUUUUGAUUUCUUUUCACUCCCUAAUCUUCUCACUCUUAAUCUUUCUAACAACUCCUUCUAUGGAACCAUUCCCACCAACAUUGGUAAUAUUUCCAAAUUGAUCACCAUCCUUGAUUUGGGUUUGAAUAAUUUCAAUGGCAUCAUACCUCACCAAGUUGGAUUGUUAACAUCUCUUAGUUUUCUUGCUUUGGCUACCAACCAUCUAAGAGGUCCAAUCCCUCAUUCAAUAGGAAACUUGAGGAACUUAACCACAUUGUAUCUUUAUGAGAAUGAGCUUUCUGGUUCGAUCCCUCAAGAAAUUGGAUUGUUGAGAUCUCUUAAUGAUCUUCAGUUGUCAACUAACAAUCUCAGUGGCCCCAUCCCGCCUUCUAUAGAAAACUUGAGGAAUUUAACCACUUUGUACCUUUAUCAGAAUGAGUUUUCUGGUUCCAUCCCUCAAGAAAUUGGAUUGUUGAUAUCUCUUAAUUAUCUUGCAUUGUCAACUAACAAUCUCAGUGGUCCCAUCCUGCCUUCCAUAGGAAACUUGAGGAAUUUAACCACUUUGUACCUUUAUCAGAAUGAGCUUUCUGGUUUGAUCCCUCAAGAAAUUGGAUUGUUGAGAUCUCUUAAUGAUCUUGAGUUGUCAACUAACAAUCUUAGUGGUCCCAUCCCGCCUUCCAUAGGAAACUUGAGGAAUUUAACCACUUUGUACCUUCAUAGGAAUGAGCUUUCUGGUUCGAUCCCUCAAGAAAUUGGAUUGUUGAGAUCUCUUAAUGAUCUUCAGUUGUCAACUAACAAUCUCAGUGGUCCCAUCCCGCCUUCCAUAGAAAACUUGAGGAAUUUAACCACUUUGUACCUUUAUCAGAAUGAGCUUUCUGGUUCCAUCCCUCAAGAAAUUGGAUUGUUGAUAUCUCUUAAUUAUCUUGCAUUGUCAACUAACAAUCUCAGUGGUCCCAUCCUGCCUUCCAUAGGAAACUUGAGGAAUUUAACCACUUUGUACCUUUAUCAGAAUGAGCUUUUUGGUUUGAUCCCUCAAGAAAUUGGAUUGUUGAGAUCUCUUAAUGAUCUUGAGUUGUCAACUAACAAUCUUAGUGGUCCCAUCCCGCCUUCCAUAGGAAACUUGAGGAAUUUAACCACUUUGUACCUUCAUAGGAAUGAGCUUUCUAGUUCUAUCCCUCAAGAAAUUGGAUUGUUGAGAUCUCUUAAUAAUCUUGCCUUGUCAACUAACAAUCUCAGUGGUCCCAUCCCGCCUUCCAUAGGAAACUUGAGGAAUUUAACCAAUUUGUACCUUUAUAAUAAUGAACUUUCUGGUCCCAUCCCUCAAGAAAUUGGAUUGUUGAGAUCUCUUAUUGAACUUGACUUGUCUGAUAACAAUUUGACGGGUUCGACCCCUACUUCCAUAGGAAACUUGGUCAAUUUAAUGUAUUUGUAUCUUUCUCAUAAUAAACUAUUUGGUUCCAUUCCACAAGAGAUUGAAUUGUUGAGCACUCUUAAUAAUCUUGAGUUGUCAAAUCACAUUUUGAGUGGUCCGAUCCCCCAUUAGAUUGGAAACCUGAGCAACUUAAUCAGUUUGUUCCUUCAGGGUAAUAAACUUUCUGGUUUCAUUCCA